Messenger RNA from Rhinolophus ferrumequinum (greater horseshoe bat), 5127 nucleotides. It is a transcript of the gene INVS, whose product is annotated as inversin. The transcript is spliced from 17 exons. NCBI's taxonomy places the organism in Eukaryota, Metazoa, Chordata, Mammalia, Chiroptera, Rhinolophidae. The record is from RefSeq and is a predicted model, not a curated record. Gene Ontology annotation, molecular function: protein binding. The coding region runs from base 244 to 3483 and encodes 1079 amino acids.
AGCGGGUGUACCACUGUGUUUCAGAGGGUGGGAACCACAAUUCCCAGAGAGUUGUGCGGUUGAGAGUCUCGGACGGCCUUCCGAGGUGCUCUGUUAGUUUCAGCACGGUGGGGUCUGUCCCAGCCGGACGUAGUGUACUGUCCUGGCUGGAGGGGCGGCCCAGUGGGGGUCGUGCCUCCUGGAGCCGCCCCCAGGACGUGAGUCCUGGAGGAGGCAAGGGUCAGUCCAGUUGUUGAGAAGACUAUGAACAGGUCAGAGAACUUGUUCUUUACUGGUUCCUCAUUAACAUCCCAAGUUCAUGCUGCUGCUAUUAAUGGAGAUAAGGGUGCUCUUCACAGGCUCAUCGUAGGAAACUCUGCCCUUAAAGACAAAGAAGAUCAGUUUGGGAGAACACCACUUAUGUAUUGCGUGUUGGCUGACAGACUGGAUUGUGCAGAUACUCUCCUGAAGGCAGGAGCAGACGUUAAUAAAACUGACCAUAGCCAGAGAACAGCCCUCCAUCUUGCAGCUCAAAAGGGAAAUUAUCGUUUCAUGAAACUCUUACUAACACGUAGAGCAAACUGGAUGCAGAAAGAUCUGGAAGAGAUGACUCCUUUGCACUUGACCACCCGCCAUAAGAGCCCCAAGUGUUUGGCGCUUCUGCUGAAGUUUAUGGCACCAGGAGAAGUAGAUACACAGGAUAAAAACAAGCAAACGGCUCUGCAUUGGAGUGCUUACUACAACAACCCUGAGCAUGUGAAGCUGCUUAUCAAGCAUGAUUCCAACAUUGGGAUUCCUGAUGUCGAAGGCAAGAUCCCACUGCACUGGGCAGCCAACCACAAGGAUCCGAGCGCUGUGCAUACAGUGCGAUGUAUUCUGGAUGCUGCUCCCACGGAGUCUUUACUGAACUGGCAAGACUACGAGGGUCGAACUCCUCUUCACUUUGCAGUCGCUGAUGGGAACGUGACAGUGGUUGAUGUCUUAACCUCAUACGAAAGCUGCAACAUAACAUCUUAUGAUAACUUAUUUCGAACCCCCCUUCACUGGGCAGCUUUACUGGGCCACGCACAGAUUGUCCAUCUCCUUUUAGAAAGAAAUAAGUCUGGAACAAUUCCAUCUGACAGCCAAGGAGCAACACCCUUGCACUAUGCAGCUCAGAGUAACUUUGCUGAAACAGUUAAAGUCUUUUUAAAACAUCCUUCAGUGAGAGAUGAUUCAGACCUUGAAGGAAGAACAUCGUUUAUGUGGGCUGCUGGGAAAGGCAGUGAUGAUGUCCUUAGGACUAUGCUGAGUUUAAAAUCUGACAUUGACAUUAACAUGGCAGACAAAUAUGGAGGUACAGCUUUACAUGCUGCUGCCCUUUCUGGCCAUGUCAGCACCGUGAAGUUAUUAUUGGAAAAUAAUGCUCAAGUAGAUGCUACUGAUGUCAUGAAACAUACUCCACUUUUCCGAGCCUGUGAGAUGGGACACAAAGAUGUGAUUCAGACACUUAUUAAAGGUGGAGCAAGGGUAGAUCUAGUGGACCAAGAUGGACAUUCUCUUCUACAUUGGGCAGCACUGGGAGGAAAUGCUGAUGUUUGCCAGAUAUUGAUAGAAAAUAAGAUCAAUCCAAAUGUACAAGAUUACGCAGGAAGAACCCCUUUGCAGUGUGCUGCAUAUGGGGGAUACAUCAAUUGCAUGGCAGUGCUCAUGGAAAAUAAUGCAGACCCUAACAUUCAAGACAAAGAGGGAAGAACAGCUUUGCACUGGUCCUGUAACAAUGGAUACCUAGAUGCCAUUAAAUUACUACUAGACUUUGCUGCCUUCCCCAAUCAGAUGGAAAACAAUGAAGAGAGGUACACGCCCCUCGAUUACGCUUUGCUUGGUGAACGCCAUGAAGUGAUCCAGUUCAUGUUGGAGCACGGUGCCCUGUCCAUCGCAGCCAUACAGGACAUCGCUGCCUUCAAAAUCCAAGCUGUCUACAAAGGGUACAAGGUCAGGAAAGCUUUCCGGGACAGGAAGAAUCUCCUCAUGAAGCAUGAGCAGUUGAGAAAAGAUGCUGCUGCCAAGAAGCGAGAAGAAGAAAAUAAGCGAAGAGAAGCUGAACAGCAGAAGGGAAGGCUGAGCCCAGAUUCCACCAGGCCCCAAGCCCCUCCCUCUCUGCCUAGCAACCAGGCUGAGCCCCACAGGCAGAGCUGGGACCCCAGUAAACAGCCUCCCACCAGCAACUUGGCCCAAGGUCCUGAGCAAAGAGCCUGCAGAGGGUCUCCAGGCAGAGGGUCUCCAAGCAGAGCCACCCAGAAGGAGCAGCGUCUGUCCCCAGAUUUGCAGGGAACAGACCCCAGAAAGCCAAACGAAACAUCCAGAGAACAUUCUAAAGGCCGAUCUUCCUGUGUCCACUUCAGCCCCAGUGAAGGCAACGACGGAAACAGGUGUCGAGGAGUCUCUGUUGAAAAGUCCAGAGGUGAGACAGUUGGCGAGCAGCGGUGUGACAAGGGGAAAGGCUUCCUGAAGCAGCCCUCCUGUAGCAGGGUGGCUGGGCCUGGUGAGAAAGGAGAGGACCCCAGGUGGGCAGCUACAAGCCUUCCACAGCAGGAUGGCCACCGCAAGCCCAGCAGGCGGCAUGACACAGCACCCAAGGCCAAGUGCACCUCCCAGAAAAGGCGCAUUCAAGAGCUCAGAGGAGGAAGGUGCUCCCCAGCUGGUUCUAGCCGACCUGGCAGUGCCAGGGGAGAGGUGGUCCAUGCUGGGCAGAAUCCUCUCCACCAUCAGAUACCAAGAAACAAAGCAACAGAGGACAAGUUCGAAGGAGAGAUGUACUCAGAUUUGCCACAGAGCACAGAGGUGUUGAGGUCAGGAGCCAGGAAGCUGGGGACCUCUACCCCGUCUGAGGACGCUCAGAUGUCUAAGGAGACUCAUCCAGCUCCUGGGCCCCUCUCUGUGCAGAGCGUGAAUAUCGACCUUCUCCCUGUAGAGCUGCGGCUGCAGAUAAUCCAGAGAGAAAGAAGCAGGAAAGAGCUGUUUCGCAGAAAGAACAAGGCAGCAGCAGUCAUCCAGCGGGCCUGGAGAGGCUACCAGCUCAGGAAGCACCUGUCCUACCUUCUGCACAUGAAGCAGCUUGGAGCCAGAGACAUGGACAGAUGGAACCGAGAGUGCAUGGCAUUACUCCUCCAGGUUUGGCAGAAGGAACUAGAAAUAACCCCCCCGAAGACCAUCACAGUAAGCAGGACUGCCAAGAAUCCAUCCAAGAGCAGCUCGGGCACAAAGCCCACCAGGCACUCAGUGCUCAAGCAAAUCUACGGUUGUUCUCAAGAAGGGAAAGUACAUCAUCCCGCAAGAUCUUCAAAAGCCCAUUCUGCGCUGCGUCUGAACUCAGUGAGCAACUUGCAGUGUAUACACCUCCUUGACUGUGGAAGAUCAAAGAAUUUUUCUUAUAACCUACAAUCAGCUACUCACUCAAAAAACAAAACAAAGCCUCGAGUGCCUGUAGAGGAAGACCGAGUCCGGGGCAGCUCCAAGAGCUAGUGCGGAGUUCUCCUUCUCUGCUGCUUCUCUUUCACAUCUCGGGGAAACUUUAAUAGCCAUGCCUGAAGCCUUAUUAGCCUGGAAAUGUGGUAACAACUGAAAGGUCACAGUGUUUGCUUUCUGCUGUCACACAGCACUGUUCUGUAAAUUCUCUUCACCCGCGCUGGAAGGUCCAGGGUAGACUAUGCCCGUGGUGACUGCCUCGCUGUCUGCCUUCACCUCAGUCAGCAUGGGUAGAAAGGAGAAUUUCUAAUUAAGUCUAAGUCUAACUAAGAAUGUGAGUACUACAGGGGCUACUGGCUUGGGAUUUCUGCCAGGCAGCUGGCACAGGCCUGGUUUUUUGGCUCCAGUGAAGAACCUAAAUGAGAUGGGAGGAAACUGUCCUACAGCAGCCACCUUCAUUUUACCACUUUUCUGGAAUCUAAUGCAACAACUUCAUUACAGACACCACAUCCUGUUAUGGCAACAUUAUCAGUUUUAGGCCAGAAUCAUGAUCCAGUGUUUGCUUUGAGAGAUUUCUGUAAGACCGUCACAUCACAGGUGCUCUGUUCACCUCGGUUGAUCCCUUACAUGUCACAGUUCAUGUCAGUGUCUGAAGGCCACAGGCUGCUGCCACGUCUUUGUGAAAGGCAUUACUAGUAUCAAAGCACCAAGGAAUCAGUCGUUUACGCACAAGGUACCAAUUCAGGCCUUAACAUUCCACUUGUUUUCCGCCUGACCCGCAGAGGUGAGCAAGCAGUCUUAUCAAAACGCCAUUCCUACUGACAGGGGAAACUGUUAACUACACAUUCUAGCUCUGUAAGAACAUGAAAUCUAGUAACUGGGGGCUUUUUCACAUUUUUAAGGACAAAGCUAAUCUAAGAAUAUAGACAGGAGGCCUACACAGUGACAUAGUAGGCUCACAAAGAUUUCUAGGACUGCUUCCAUUUUCUUAAGAUUACUGCCACCCUUGUCCUGGCAGUAAGAGAUAGGAAGCAAUAAAAUGUUAAUUACCUUUGCUUUUUUACUUUGCUAAUUAAAUUAUUACAUGAUUAUGAAAAUAAUGAAUAUGUCAUAGAAAUAAUUAUGUAUAGCUAAUAAUUUUUUAAGAACUAUAAUGGGUAAUUAAUUAGUAGAAAAUCACUUUGACAGCCAUUCCCUCUAUCAGACAACCACCAUUUAGGUACAGGAAAACCCAGAACAACAGUAGCACUGUCUUGAAAUCUUGCUCCUGUAUAGAGGGCUCCAAAACCUCCGUAAAUAACAGAACUCUACAGUGAGAAGCUCAAUGUCAUGAUGGAUAAGGACAACCACUCCCAAACCAAACAAAAAACUGGUUUCUGUUGCUGUCUGAGUAAACUGGAGCUGAGAACACAAAGAACGAGAUUUACCUAGAUGGGAUCACAAAAAUUUAGCUAAUUUCUUAGUAAAUAAUAGAUACCGUAUGAUCACUCUGUAUUAUAUAAAUUUUCAGUUCCCAUAAAAUGUAAAAUAUACUACCCCAUAGCACGUGCAAGUCCAGGAAGCCAGCCUGCAUCAUUUUCCUACCUUUGUGGAAAAGAAGGUCUAUAAACAACUUCUUUAAAAGUUCAGCUUUAAUGACAAACAUUUAUUACAUCAGUCUCUCUUCAAAAUUAGAUGCGAAUAAACAAUUUCAAACAGGAA